Messenger RNA from Knipowitschia caucasica, 1449 nucleotides. The record is from the annotation of a GenBank genome assembly. NCBI's taxonomy places the organism in Eukaryota, Metazoa, Chordata, Actinopteri, Gobiiformes, Gobiidae.
AUGAUCUUCGACCGUCUGCGGAGGUUCGAGGUGGUCUUUGACUGCUCGGAGCUGGACGGUCCGCCCGUGUUCAGUUCCGGGGACGUGGUCUGCGGCCGGGUGGUGCUGGACCUGUCCGGGGAGACGCGGCUGGAGGCGCUGAAGCUUCACGCUGAAGGCUUCGCCAAAGUCCACUGGACCGAGUCCCGGUCCGCGGGCUCCAGCACCGCCUACACCCAGAACUACAGCGACGAGGUGGAGUACCUGAACCGGAGAGAGGUGCUGCUGCAGGCGGUGAUCCGGCUGUUUGGUAUGCAUUGCUUGCGCACCCAGCAUCAGCCAAGCAAGGCACCGCAUCGUGGUUGUUUGUCUGAGUUCCGUGGUGGGGUGGGGUGGGGAGGAGGUGGGGUGAUGUUCAACUUGGGUGGGUGGUGCUUGGGUUGUGAGGGGGGAGCUGGUGGGGGGGACUUGGGGUGCGUGCGGCGGUGUGGUGGUGCUGGGGUAGGGCGUGUGUCCGGUUGGGGUUGGGUAGUGAUCGGCGCCACAGCCGCACACCUGCCCGGACCCGUGAGGCAGCGAAGGCAAGACCGCAUAAAGCACGAAGAAACCGUUGGCCCGCUCUCUCAGCUCAGAAAGGAAGCACCCACUUCUCACGAACGCGUCAACCACGAUCUCAGACCGGCCGUCCCCAUCACAGAAGAAGAAACCCUUGAUGCGAACUCCGCUCAAGCACCCUCACCGCUUCCCCCCACUUCCUCCCACCCUACCCCCCCCUCCCUCACACCUCGGAGUACCCCUCCCUCACCUCCCCAGUAUAAUUCUCCCUCCCUCUCACCUUUACACGCCUCACCCCUCAAGCAAUACACCUUACCACCACCACACACACCCCAGCCGAACAGCACCCCGGUUCAGCUCACGCACAUCCCCCCCACCCCAGUACCCCCACCGCACUUCCACAUACUCACUCAUCCCCACCAUUACCUCCCCCUAUAUCUUUACUCCGGCUUAACCCUCUCCCCCGACAUUCCCCCCUCUCCUUCCCUCUCCCCCCUAUUUUGCCGCCGCCCUCUCACCUCUACCUCCCUCCUCCCCCCACCUCCCUCCUCCCCCUCACCUCUCCAUCUCCCCCCUAAUCUCCCUCCUUUCCCCACCUCAAUCCUCGCCUCUCUUUCCACCUCAACCUCCCUCCCUCCCACUAAUCUCAAUCCCCUCCUCCCCCCUCACCUCCCUCCUUCUGCCCUCUCACCUCCCUCCCUCCCCCUAAUCUCCCUCCUCACACCUCACCUCCCUCCUCCCCCCUCACUCCCUCUCCACCCUCACCUCCUCCCUCCCCCGUCACCUCCUCCUUCCCCCUCACCUCCUCUCCUCCCCCCAUUCUCCCUCCUCACACCGUCACCUCCCUCUCUCCCCCUCAUCCCUCCUCCCUCCCUCACCUCCCUCCUCCCCCCUCAACUCCCUCCUCCCCCCUAA